AUGGACACUCUUCAAAAGGAAGUCUAUGAUGCCAAAUACCCCAUUUCGCGAAUCGCAACUAAAGCAUCAGUCAAGCUAAUUUCGCAAAAUGAUCCCACAAGAGACAUUUAUCAAGGCCGAUAUGUGCUCGAACCAUGGAGCUCAACAUCACGAGGCACUUACGGCGGCGACUUGAUUACACAGGGGUUAAAUGCUGCCUGGGAAUCAGUCAUUAACCGAUCACCACAAGAUGAUGGCGUCCAAUUCCAACCUCAUUCAUUACACACCUAUUUCGUUAAAGCCGGAUCAACUGAAAGUGUAAUGAAGUGGGAAGUGAUCAAGAUCAGCGACUCAAGAAACUUUGCUAAUCGAUGUGUGUUGGGAUAUCAGAGUCAUAAUGAUUUAUUGGUGGUUACAAUCCAAGUAUCAUUUACAAAAGAUAACAAUUUGAUUAAUAAACAACGUCAAUUUGAUCAACAAGUGGCUCAAGGAGUAACACCAAAAAGUUGGCCAUUGGUGUUUAAACGCCAUCCAGGUCCUAGUUUUUACAAGUAUCGUGACAAUUUACACGACUUGCAGCAUAGGACCUUGUAUUAUAGUGGCCAUUUGACGCAUGGUGUGCCGAAGGAAAUGUUUGAAUCUAGUGAGAAUUUCAAUCUUGAUACGACGGGUAAUGAAGAACGUGGAUUUUUCGUCAAGAUUAAUGAUGACUUGGCAGCCGGUGUGCAGGGGUAUAGUGGUGCUAGUGCUAAUGGCGUUAAUUCUUCUCCAUCACAAGCCGAUUUAACGCGUCGCAAGUACUUGGCGUUGACUUAUGCCAGUGAUGCAUUCUGGGCUUCAACGUUUAUUAAAGCGUUGGGUUUGCCUUUAGGCACAACAAAAGCCGCCAAUGUAAGUUUAGAUCAUACAUUAUACUUUCAUGAUUCAAACUUCACACUCGGCACUACCACUAAUGGCGAUUCUAAUUGGUUGUAUUUAGAAACGCAAUUUGUGUCUAUGGGCAAUAACCGAUUAUUGGCCAUUGUCAAUUUCUACACUGUGGAAGGUGAGGGAACAUUGGUUGCUACAGCAGUACAGGAGUUGUAUGGGUUUUUGCCUAAGGAAGUUGCUGAUAAGUCGCGACAAUUGCAUGAGAAACAUAAUGCGUCUAAGUCACAAUUGAGUGUUGCUAAAUUAUAG
Messenger RNA from Lodderomyces margitis, 1158 nucleotides. RefSeq lists its product as uncharacterized. Gene Ontology annotation, biological process: acyl-CoA metabolic process; fatty acid catabolic process. NCBI's taxonomy places the organism in Eukaryota, Fungi, Ascomycota, Pichiomycetes, Serinales, Debaryomycetaceae. The transcript has a single exon. The record is from RefSeq and is a predicted model, not a curated record. Gene Ontology annotation, molecular function: fatty acyl-CoA hydrolase activity. Gene Ontology annotation, cellular component: peroxisomal matrix. The coding region runs from base 1 to 1158 and encodes 385 amino acids.